AUGUACUACAAAGCACAGUUCUUCAACGUAAUCCCUCUUGAAGCCGUGUCCACCACAAAUCAAGAUGCCAACGACGAAUCCGUGAAAGGCCAUAGGCGUCGCCUCUCGUACCCAGAAAAACAAGCCAUUUCGCAUACCGACGAGACAAACUUCAAUGCUGUUCAGCGGCUCCUGACCUUCGUAUACGUUCAAGCAACGAAGACUGCUCAAGAACAUGGCAAGAUCCUAAUGGACAUUGUCGUACUCUUGAAAGGCUUCAACGAGGAUCUUUUCAAUGAUACCAGCUUUGUGGAAGGAGUUGGCAAACCCGAGAUUGUGUUUCGAGUCAGCGGAGCACCCAAAACCAACGGUCAUAGCCGGCACAAAUGGUUCCGCGGAAACAGGGGCUCCCUCUACAGCCUCCGACUCCCUGACCACAAUCAACGUCUGCCCUUCUUCUCCACACCCGACGCACGAACAAAUCUCGGCUCCCUCGGAGGCACGUUUGACCAUUUGCAUGCCGGACACAAGAUUCUACUCUCGAUGGGCGCCUGGAUCGCAAGUCGGAAGGUCAUUGUCGGCGUAACAUCCGACACUCUUCUCAAAAACAAACCGCACGCCCAUCUCAUCCAACCACUCUCCCUCCGCAUUUCCCAUGUUAAGCAGUUCCUCCAGCUAUUCAAGAAGGGGUUGGAGUACGAUGUCGUCGAGAUUAGCGACGUGUAUGGUCCUACUGGUUGGGACCCUGACGUGCAGGCAUUGGUCAUCAGCCGAGAGACGAAGAAGGGUGGCGAAAUGGUUGCGACGCAUCGUGCAUCUCAAAACCUUCCUCCACUUGAGACAUUCGUCAUUGACGUGAUAAGUGCUACUGAGGAGAGUUUGGAUCAUGAUGAUGCUGUGUGGCUUGGGAAGAACAAGUUGAGCAGCACGUUCAUCAGAGGAUGGGUUGAUGAGAGGAAGAAGAAGGAGAAGGAAGGGCUUUGA
This is a messenger RNA of Coprinopsis cinerea okayama7#130, 963 nucleotides long. RefSeq names its product pantetheine-phosphate adenylyltransferase. The transcript has 7 exons. The coding region runs from base 1 to 963 and encodes 320 amino acids. Gene Ontology annotation, biological process: coenzyme A biosynthetic process. Gene Ontology annotation, molecular function: dephospho-CoA kinase activity. The record is from RefSeq and is a predicted model, not a curated record. Lineage: Eukaryota; Fungi; Basidiomycota; Agaricomycetes; Agaricales; Psathyrellaceae.